Humulus lupulus (European hop) is the source of this 1508-nucleotide messenger RNA. Its product is annotated as 1-aminocyclopropane-1-carboxylate oxidase homolog 1-like. NCBI's taxonomy places the organism in Eukaryota, Viridiplantae, Streptophyta, Magnoliopsida, Rosales, Cannabaceae. Bases 176 to 1270 code for a protein of 364 amino acids. The transcript is spliced from 3 exons. The record is from RefSeq and is a predicted model, not a curated record.
UUUUUUAUUCAUUUAAUAUUAUGGUUGACCCGAAUAUCAAGCAUCAAAAUUGAAUAUAAUUUAGCAAUCCAAUCUUGUCACAUUUUCCGAAAUUGGAUCAACACAUUAACAAACUCCAUCUAUAAGAAAAGAUAAUGAUAUCAAGCCAUAAUAAUUCAGAACAAGAAAGAAAACAAUGGCCGAAUAUGAUAGAUUUGAAGAGAUUAAAGCUUUUGAUGAGACUAAAGCUGGAGUGAAAGGCCUUGUUGAUGCUGGGAUUACUCAGAUUCCUCGUUUCUUCCACAAGACAAUAUUAUGUGAUGAUAGUAUUAGUACUCCUGAUCCAAGAGAAUCCCAGUUCAGUGUUCCAGUUAUAGACCUCAGAGGUCUCAAUGGAGAUCCAUUCGAGCGAAGAGAGAUUGUUGAUAGAGUGAGAGAAGCUUCUGAAAAUGGAGGGUUCUUUCAAAUUGUCAACCAUGGCAUUCCAGAGAGUGUUAUGGAAGAAAUGAAAGAAGGUGUUCGAAGAUUUUUUGAGCAAGAGAAUGAGGUGAAGAAGGAGUUUUAUUCUAGAGAUUAUACUAAGCCAGUGUUCUACAACACCGAAAAUAGUCUGUAUACCUCUCCAUAUGCCGGUUGGAGGGAUACCCUUAAUUGCCGAAUGGCUCCUGAUCCUCCAAACCCUGAAGACUUGCCCCUUGUAUGCAGGGACAUACUUGUGGAGUACUCAGACCAUGCAAUGAAAGUAGGGAUUUCUCUAUUCGAGUUGAUCUCUGAGGCUCUCGGGCUGAAGCCAAAUCACUUGUACAACAUAGAUUGCGCAGAGGGCCAACUAGUUUUUUGCCAUUACUAUCCACCAUGUCCGCAGCCAGAACUAGCCAUGGGAACAACCAAGCAUGCUGAUAUGGACUUCCUCACUGUGCUGCUUCAAGAUGACAUUGGUGGUCUCCAAAUUCUCAACCACAAUAAAUGGAUCGAUGUUCCCCCUACACCGGGAGCUCUAGUGGUAAAUAUUGGAGACCUUCUUCAGCUCAUAUCAAAUGAUAGAUUCAAAAGUGUUGAGCACCGAGUUCUGGCCAGCCAUGUUGGUCCUAGAAUAUCCAUUGCAAGCUUCUUCUGCACAUGUGUAACUCCAACCUCCAAACUGUACGGACCCAUCAAGGAGUUGUUAUCAGAAAAUAACCCCCCAAAGUACAGAGAAACCACAGUGCAGGAGUAUCUUUCUUAUUUCGCUACAAAAUGCCUUGAUGGGACUAAGCCCUUGGAUCGUUUCAAGCUCACCAUACCAGAAUGAAGAAGGCUGAGACUUAGUAUUUGUUAUAAAUGACUAUAUAUGUACUGAAAAAUAUUGGAUUGUAAACGUGAAUAAUAUAGAAACUAUUGUACUGAUCAUGAUGGCUAAUAAUAAUGAUGGUUUCUUCUGUCAUAACCGCUAUCACUUCUAUAAAUAAAACAUAUAUGUUUAUGAGUUGAGAUGGCACACCUAUUCAUUUUCCACUUUAGUUUUGGAGUUAGUCAUUCAAGGGAAUAAA